AGGCAUUUACGUAAAAAUCUUAUAAUAAUUAAAAGACCAUUUAUAUAUCCUAUUAUUAACCUAUCCACAUGUCUUUAUUUUAUCAUUCGAAUUGAACCACGUUUUGUGAGAUAAACACAUAUAAAGUUUGACAACUGUAGACAAAAACUAAGGAUUACAUAAUCGAUAAUUAAAGUCACAAUUUAUUCCUCACUUUUGUUGAGCUGCAUGUGCACUAGAGGCUAGUAUUGAUGUGAUUGCUAGUGAGAGAGCAAGUUGAUAGAUUGAAAGGAAUUGUGUGAGAGGAGGGUGUGUGAUGGCUGCUUUCAUGAAUCGCACCAUGUCAAUGAUGGCAGGCGAUGGCCCCCAUAACCGUGGCCCGAUGUCGUUGGCAGAUCACCGACAGAUGGGAGGUCGUGGGGCCGGCGCACCUGAGAACUCGCCUUUGCAGAUUUUCGUCAAGGCCAAGAAGAAAAUCAAUGACAUCUUCGUGGAGAUCGAGGAUUACGUUAAGGAUGCCGUCAAUUACAUGCACGAGAUUGAAAAGGAGCAGCAGAUCCUGGACGAGAAGAGCGUGAGGCAAGCUGAGGAGUUCGUGCAGAAGGUGCACGGGAUCAAAGAUGUAUUGGCCAGGGAUCACAUGAAGGUCGCCUUUUUCGGGCGCACUUCAAACGGAAAAAGCUCGGUCAUCAAUGCCAUGCUGAGGGACAAAAUCUUGCCUAGCGGCAUAGGACAUACUACAAAUUGUUUUUUGCAAGUUGAAGGAUCUCCAUCCGAUGAAGCUUAUCUUGUGCUGGAAGGUUCUGAUCAACAUUGCUCUGUUGAAUCUGUAGCCUCGUUAGCUCAUGCUCUUUGCAAAGAGAAGCUAAAAGAGUCUGAGAUGGUGAGGGUAUAUUGGCCACGAAAUAGAUGUCUUCUGUUGAGGGAUGACGUCGUCUUCGUAGACUCGCCAGGCGUUGAUGUCACUCCCAACUUGGACGAAUGGAUUGAUAAGCACUGCUUGGAUGCGGAUGUUUUUGUUUUGGUCGCCAACGCUGAAUCAACUCUGAUGGUCACAGAAAAGAAUUUCUUCCAUAAAGUCUCAACGAAAUUAUCGAAGCCGAACAUUUUCAUAUUGAACAACCGAUGGGAUGCGUCCGCAUCUGAGCCCGAAUUUUUGGAUCAACAAUGCGAUGAGCAAGCCGGGGUCAGGAAGCAACAUCAGGAGCGCGCUGUCGAUUUCCUCGUGAAGGAGUUGAAGGUUUGUACGCCGGAUGAAGCUCGUGAAAGAAUAUUCUUUAUAUCGGCUAAGGAAGCUUUACUGGCUAGACUCGCUGAACAAGGUCAAAGUCCAACCGCGACUCUGGCCGAAGGUUUCCAAAGCAGAUAUUUUGAAUUCCAAGAUUUUGAAAGAAAAUUCGAGGAGUGCAUUAGUAAGUCGGCAGUGAAAACCAAAUUUGAGCAACACUCGCAACGUGGCAAAUAUAUUGCCAGCGAAUUGAGGGAUGUACUGGAUCGUUUAUACUUGGAUGCACAACACUUGAGAGAUGAUAAAUUGCUGCAGCGCAAGGAGCUACACGACAAAGUAAACUAUACGGAGCAACAGUUGAUGGUCAUCACGCAGGAGAUGAAGCAGAAGAUCCAUCACAUGGUGGAGGAUGUGGAGCAGAGAGUAUCCAAGGCUUUAAGCGAGGAGAUUAGACGUUUAAGUAAUUUGGUGGAUGAGUUCAAUUUGCCUUUCCAUCCAGAACCUUUGGUUCUGAACGUAUACAAAAAGGAGUUGCAUUUGCACGUCGAGGCUGGACUGGGUUCUAACCUGAGAGCGCGCUUAUCAACUGCUUUAGCUUUAAACAUGGAGGCCAGUCAAAGGGAAAUGUGCGUACGUAUGGAGGUUUUGAUUCCGGAAAACAUGAGAACCGGUGCGAAUUUCGUAUUCCCGCGCAGGCAGCCGUUCGAGAUAUUGUACAGAUUGAAUUGUGAUAAUCUUUGCGCCGAUUUCCACGAGGAUCUAGAGUUCAGAUUUUCAUGGGGUAUCACUGCAAUGAUUCAAAGGUUCGGCGGUAGCGGAAACAACUUCUUGGCUUUGAAGAAUAAGAGGGAAAGUCCCCAAAACUCUCUACUUCCUACCACGCCUUCGGAGAUGGAUGGUCGUUUAUACUAUGGAUCUAACGUAGAAGAUUGGUCCAUUCUAAGCAGGAUUGCUAUGGCAAGCAUCAGUUCGCAAGGCACUAUGGGCGGCCUUUUGGUUGCCGGUUUCUUGAUGAAGACUGUUGGAUGGAGGAUCAUUGCAGUAACUGGUGCCGUAUACUCAUGUCUGUAUUUGUACGAGCGCCUGACCUGGACAAAUAAGGCUAAGGAAAAGAACUUCAAGAAGCAAUACGUAAAUCACGCGACGCGUAAAUUGAAGAUGAUCGUUGACCUGACGUCGGCGAAUUGCAGUCAUCAAGUACAACAAGAGUUGAGCGGAACCUUCGCCAGGUUAUGCCAUUUAGUUGAUGAGUCCACCAACGAUAUGGACAAGAAACUGAAGGAACUUGAAGUACAAGUCGGCAGCCUGGAUAACGCGAGCACAAGGGCCAAAGUCCUGAGGAACAAAGCGAAUUACUUAACACACGAAUUGGAGCUGUUCGAGGACGGCUACCUGAAGAUGCAUCAAUGAUGCUACUAGCAUGUUUCUUCUUAAUUUUCAUCUUCUUGCAAAUAGUUUAUUUUUACUUUUUUUUUUAUUGUAUAUUUAUUUGAUUUCUUCAAUUUUAUUUUAGGAAUAAAAUGUGAUGUAUAAACUGUUUCCUUUCAAAGUGAAAUACGAAUGUCUGGCACCGUUAUACUUUGUUAGCAACAAAAAAAAUAAUCAAGAUUUUAUGAUUUAGUUUUACACUUUUGUUCGCGUUGUUAGUCGACAUUAGAGGAACUCUAUUUGUAUGUGUGUACUAACUACUACUGAUGAGGGACACGGAUUGUAGAAAGAUGAUUAGAAUGAUUGGAAAUGUAAGAAAAUGCGAGAAAAAAAAUAUGAAUACGAAGAAAAGAAAAUCAUCUCUCUUCUGAAUAUUAACUACGGUGCAUCAGUGGAGAUGAAGAUUUUUUUUUUGUUAGCUGUAAAUAAUAAUUGUUU
Nicrophorus vespilloides is the source of this 3073-nucleotide messenger RNA. It is a transcript of the gene Marf, whose product is annotated as transmembrane GTPase Marf. NCBI's taxonomy places the organism in Eukaryota, Metazoa, Arthropoda, Insecta, Coleoptera, Silphidae. Gene Ontology annotation, biological process: mitochondrion localization; mitochondrial fusion. Bases 296 to 2617 code for a protein of 773 amino acids. The record is from RefSeq and is a predicted model, not a curated record. Gene Ontology annotation, cellular component: mitochondrial outer membrane. Gene Ontology annotation, molecular function: GTP binding; GTPase activity. The transcript has 8 exons.